This is a messenger RNA of Lactuca sativa (garden lettuce), 627 nucleotides long. Its product is annotated as histone H3.2. NCBI's taxonomy places the organism in Eukaryota, Viridiplantae, Streptophyta, Magnoliopsida, Asterales, Asteraceae. Gene Ontology annotation, molecular function: structural constituent of chromatin; protein heterodimerization activity; DNA binding. Gene Ontology annotation, cellular component: nucleosome. The record is from RefSeq and is a predicted model, not a curated record.
UUUCCACAACACUCGAUCGAAUCCACUUACACAAAACAAAAGCUCAGUUUACGUUUUGAAUUCUCUAAACAUGGCGAGAACAAAGCAAACUGCUCGCAAAUCAACAGGAGGAAAAGCACCAAGAAAGCAAUUGGCAACUAAGGCCGCCCGAAAAUCCGCUCCGGCGACCGGAGGUGUGAAGAAGCCACACAGAUUCAGGCCAGGAACUGUUGCCCUAAGAGAAAUCCGUAAAUACCAGAAGAGUACAGAGCUGUUGAUCCGCAAGCUUCCGUUUCAGAGACUUGUUAGAGAAAUAGCUCAAGAUUUCAAGACAGAUUUGAGGUUCCAGAGCAGUGCUGUUGCUGCACUUCAAGAGGCGUCGGAGGCUUAUUUGGUGGGUUUGUUUGAAGAUACUAAUUUGUGUGCGAUUCAUGCUAAGAGGGUUACAAUUAUGCCUAAAGAUAUGCAAUUGGCUAGGAGGAUUAGAGGUGAAAGGGCUUAGAUUUGUGAUAAUGUCUAUUGAUUGAAAAUCAGUCUGGGACUUUUUUGAUUGUAGAAAGUAAUCAGGGCUUUAAAUUCAUAUGUUAUUUUGAUAUGUCCGAACUUCAUUCAAUGUGAAAUAUGGAUGUCUUUGUUCAAAGUUUCAAA